This is a messenger RNA of Megachile rotundata (alfalfa leafcutting bee), 6488 nucleotides long. It is a transcript of the gene Galphao, whose product is annotated as G protein alpha o subunit. Gene Ontology annotation, cellular component: heterotrimeric G-protein complex; cytoplasm. Lineage: Eukaryota; Metazoa; Arthropoda; Insecta; Hymenoptera; Megachilidae. Gene Ontology annotation, molecular function: GTP binding; G-protein beta/gamma-subunit complex binding; G protein-coupled receptor binding. The record is from RefSeq and is a predicted model, not a curated record. Gene Ontology annotation, biological process: adenylate cyclase-modulating G protein-coupled receptor signaling pathway.
GGCCAGUCGGUGGAUCGAUCGACGUCCCGUCGAACCUCGCGGUGGUGAGCGCCGCUGCGCCUGUGGGGCGGGGCGAGAGGGCGCCUCAGUCGUGUACCGGAGCCCAUCAGGGACGCGUCCAGCUCCUCGAACGCUUCGAGUUGCUCGUUCGCUCGGAUCUCUCUCUUUUUCUCUCGAUCAACGUUGCCAAAAAAUCGGAAACUCGGUUUUAAACAAACCGAGAGAAGCUCGCGUAAUUGUCCAGGGAGAGAGAGAGAGAGCAAACGUGAUCGUUCAGUGUUAAACGAAGUAGAAGAAUUAUCCUUCCUCGCAGUAUCCUGUUCGAACGCUGUCCGGGAUAAGUAAUUCGGGUCAGUUUCGCGUGAAACAGUGAGAUCGGAUCGAAUCGACACGGUCCGUUCGGGAUUUUUCGGAGCCGGUUCGCGUUACACUCGAUCCCUGCCGGUUCAUAUCGAUUCGAGAGGUGAUACGCAGAGAUACACGCACGUCCCUAGUGAGACAAGUGAGAUAUACGUGGAGUAGGUGCGUAAAAAGGGUUUCGAAAGUAUCCACGGGGUAAAGGCGUCUAUGUGCGCGCCCGGAGACACGGAGAGCUACCCUGGCACCUAGCGGACGACGCGGGGUGGCUUCACCAAGGUGGUGCUCACGAGAGGUUUGAACUCGUCCCAGGGUGGCGGUCUCCAUCGGUAGGAAACGGGAAGGCAGGUGAACCGCGUCCAGGAGGGGAUUGACGAGCCAGGACCAAGAACACGAAGACGAAGACGACGCCGUCGAGGAGGAAGAGCAGUCCGAGGGUGGCGGUGAAGGAGCUGAGGAGGUGGUGGAGGAGGAGGAGGGUGGCGACGACGACGACGAGGACGGAGAAAAUCUCGGGACGACUGUUGCGACGUGGGUCGCGAGCGGUGGUCAGGAAGAGGGUAGAGUAACGGUUUCGGUUCCGAGGCAGGGGAGAUUUCGAGGUUGGUGGUGGCGUUUGUGAAGGCAACCUGUAGCAAGAUGGGCUGUGCCAUGUCCGCGGAAGAGCGGGCCGCCUUGGCCCGCAGCAAGCAGAUCGAGAAGAACCUGAAGGAGGAUGGGAUCCAGGCUGCCAAGGACAUCAAGCUGUUGCUGCUUGGUGCUGGUGAGUCUGGGAAAAGUACCAUCGUUAAACAAAUGAAAAUUAUCCAUGAAAGUGGAUUUACACCCGAAGACUUCAAGCAGUACAAGCCCGUAGUAUAUAGCAACACGAUACAAUCUCUAGUCGCUAUUCUAAGAGCGAUGCCCACUUUGGGCAUCAGCUUUUCGACCAAUGAACGAGAGACGGACGCAAAAAUGGUGUUCGACGUGAUUCAAAGAAUGGAGGACACGGAACCAUUUAGCGAGGAACUUUUAGUCGCAAUGAAGAGGCUCUGGUCUGACAAUGGUGUUCAGGAAUGCUUUGGAAGGAGCAACGAGUACCAGCUCAACGACUCUGCAAAAUAUUUCCUGGACGAUCUAGAGCGAUUAGGAGCAAGGGAUUAUCAGCCUACGGAGCAAGAUAUUUUAAGGACUCGUGUUAAAACAACGGGCAUAGUCGAAGUCCACUUUUCCUUCAAGAAUCUUAAUUUCAAAUUGUUCGACGUGGGUGGUCAGAGAAGCGAGCGUAAAAAAUGGAUUCACUGCUUCGAGGACGUCACCGCGAUUAUAUUUUGCGUUGCGAUGUCCGAAUACGAUCAAGUUCUGCACGAAGAUGAAACGACGAAUCGAAUGCAAGAGAGCUUGAAACUGUUCGACUCAAUUUGCAAUAACAAAUGGUUCACCGAUACCGCCAUCAUCCUCUUCCUGAACAAGAAGGAUCUUUUCGAGGAGAAAAUUCGCAAGUCUCCGCUCACUAUUUGUUUCCCUGAGUAUGCUGGGGCGCAAGAAUACGGUGAGGCCGCCGCAUACAUCCAGGCGCAGUUCGAAGCGAAGAACAAGUCAACCACUAAAGAGAUCUACUGCCACAUGACUUGCGCCACUGAUACAAACAACAUUCAAUUCGUGUUCGACGCAGUCACAGAUGUCAUUAUCGCCAAUAAUCUUCGUGGCUGCGGUCUCUAUUAGAAUAAAUAUUCCCGUCGCGGAGCCGAUCGACCGACACACAUUCACACUCACACUCACACAUAUGAACACGACAGGCAUGUAUUGCGAGAGCGAGGGAGCGUGUGAGAACGAGAGACUGCGAGAAAGAGUGCCAGAGGGGGAGAGACAGAGUGAAAGAUAGUGAGCGAAAGAGAGAGAGCAAGAUAUACACCUAUGUACCACCGCUAGCUACUACUACCGACCACCUGCGGACUUUCUUGGUUCUUUUUCUUCUUUUUUUUAUCACCCUUACGUGCAACCCUUUCGAUUUUUCCCUUAAGUGAGAACUAAGUGGAACUCAAUACUUGCAGAAUUACAGAAAUAGUGAAAUCUGAGUUUCAGUUGUGGACAGCAAGGAUGUUUGUCAACAUAUUGCAACUCACUCAAAGAAGAAUUUAAAGCUUAGAAAUAAAUACUCGUACAGAAUCUAUAAUAGAUCCAUGUUUGAUCUAAUUUGCAGGAUUCACAAGCUGAAGUUUAUAGGUUAUGUCACUGUGUCCAUCUGCUGGACAUUUAAGAAAUCCUAAAACUUUUAGAGAUCCGACUAUAAUGGAAUCGGCUCUGAUAGUUAAUAAUAGAAAUAUCUGGAGAUUGAGAUCAAACUGAAACGAGUCACAUUUAUUAUUUUAAGCGGCGAAUUCGGUUCUCAGAGUGAUUCAUUAUUAAAGAAACAUCCUAUGUGUAUGCUGUAUAUUGAUCGAGGUGUUUCCACUUUUCAAAUAAUCCGACGAAUUUAAUCCGUAAGAUUCAAUUGGUUGUGACUUAUAGAAUUAACCUGUCGAUUAACGUGUUUAUGAACAACUCACUAGAAUCUCAUCCAUUUGGAUUCAGUGAAUUAGAAUAAUAUUCAAUGACAAUCAGCUUUUGUUUUAACUAUGGUUUCAAGUUGCUUCAGGACUGAACCUAUAAUUUAACAAACUGAAAAUUUGAUGUGUAUUUUGUUCGAUGAAGAAGAAAUGGAUUACAAACUUGAUCCUCUAAGUAAGGAAAAUAAUCGAAAGGGUCACGAUGGUUGACUUUUCUGAAGUUCAGCAAUGAAUUGCACAAAGACCAAUCACACAACACACUCGGAUCCUCUGGUUUUAUUAUAAAUUAAGGAGAAGAGAUUGAAACGUGAUACCUCUUCACCCAGGUAGAAAAUUGGACCAUCAUGGGAUGAAAAACUUGUGUUAUUUUUAUUCAAAUAACUCCCAAGUAACACUCGAGUGAAUAAAUUUUGAAACAAUGGAGAGAGAAGUGAAAAAAGAAAAGAUGAAUGGAAUUAAAGCACACAUAUCUAGCACAAAACGCUGCCUUCUACUAGUUUAAUCCAUUUGUUUUAUUCUUCCAUUUUUAAGACUUGUUUCAACCGAAUGUACCAAUUAAAAUUCGCCAUAUCACAAUACUUUGCACAAUCAAUUUUCUACCUGGGAAUAUCAUACGGACAAUUUACAAUAUUUCCUUUCCUUAUACUAAUAAUAAUAUCAUUCAACGUAUUAGCUUUAUUUAACGUACAAUAUGUUUUAUUGCCAUACCAGUCACGCACAAAACGAUAAAGAGCUAUAUUUUUACUUGUUACAUUUAUGUUUUCUAAAGAUAAAUUCGACGGUUGUUAAGUUCAGCUCCCUUUAAAUUGGAAGACUGAAGAAAUCUGAAAAUCGACGCAAUCCAAGAUUCAUGGAACGAACCAGACAAGUUUAGAGCGCCCAAAGGUCUCAUGAAAUUUUAAUUCGGGCUAUUUCGAACAUUUCUGUUCAAUCGAAGUCUCUUUAACGGAGGCACUUUUAAGACGAAGAUUACUUUCCGUAAUAUUGUUCCAAUUCAUGAAACACACGUUCACUGUACGCACAUAAUCGCACAGUAAUACAAAAUUACACGAGUGUACAUAUACGGUACGGCGCAGUCUCGUUAUAUGGCCGUGAAGAUUGGAAAAAUUGUUAUAAUUUGAAAUGCAAAUUUGAGAUUGUAAAAUUUACAAGUUGUAAAAUGGACAAUUUGUAAAGCGUUACAAGUGGGCCAUAUAGCGGGACUCCUCUGUAUAUAGGACAUCCUUUGAAGUUUUUAUAUCAUGAAAGGAUGAGGUUCCACUGUGAAUACACUAGGAUCCUUGAAUUUCCAUAUUUCGGAUAAUUUAGUUGACUUUAAAAAUUAUGUUUACGUUCUCGGACAAGUUAGGAAAACUUUUGUUUUCGAGUUGGCUCUAAAAUCGGUACGAUUGAAACAUUCCAUAUCGAAGUGAAAUGUUCCCUCUUAUAUUAACGCACACCGCAAUUUUCGUAUUCAGUUUUUUCUAAGGAGCUUGCUCUCUACUGGGAUUGCAAUUGUGGUUAGAAAAUGCAUGAUACAAUAGUAAACGUGUUAAUUUUAUUAAGCGACUUUACCAAAGGUAUCCAACUUUUUUAACUAACUUCUCUUAGAAUACAAAACUAUAAUUCACUUUUAUAUCGUGUGUAGUGUGGUUUAUUGAAGCAUUCUUUUCCCCUCUCGAAUAAUUGCAGUUGCAAUUCCAACGCCGCUGUAAUAUAAAAAUGAAAUACAGAGUGAUCGACCAAAAAGAACCAAAGAAUCGUAGAACAAUAAUUACAAUGUAAAGAAAAAAAAAGAUCUUCGAAUUAAUCCGAAUUAUAAAAGAUAGGAAUUUCCCGUUGGAAAAGGCAAAAUUUCACCGUUUUCCUUUUUUAAUCCUAGAAAGAUUUUUCGUUUGUGUUUCCGUUUUUUACAUAUUUUGUGAAUUAUUUUUAUAUCGUUAGUUGAAUCUAGGGGAUAAAUGAAAAAUAGUAUUACCGUCACCGCCGUUGCCAUAUUACUGUAAAAGUUAAUAUAUAUAAAUCUUAGGGGUAUCGAUUAUAAUUAAUUAAGUAUUCCUAUAUGUAGUAGCCGUAAUUAUGUAUAAAUUAAGUACGGAUAUAGAAUUUCUAGUCAAAAUAGAAGAAACGUACUAAUUCGUACGAAACAGUUUCGGGGAAUUUCGUUCUUUUUUUUUUUCUGCUAAAUUGAGUUCAACUCGAUUCAGCCAAAAAGUUUUGUAUUUAUACCGAUGUUCAGUAAGUUAAAAUAUAAUAAUUUUCAGGGCGUUCAAUUUAUUUUCAGACGGUUGAAAAUCGGUUUCAUUUGACCAAAGAAAAGGCAGCGACUAAAUUUCUAAAUUUGCCAACUGCCCAUCGAUUAAGCUCUGUAAAUUGAUUGAACUAAAAAUUGUAACAGGAAGUUGUGCAAUUUCGAGGCUGGAAAUUGUAUUCGAAUAAUUAUAAUCGACUAGGAUAAUGAAUUAAAGUGUUAUAGCAGUGAUUCUGUUGACAUUUGUUUCUUCUCGGCUCUUUUCCCUAAUCUUUAUCGGAAGUUUCCCUAGUUUCUCGAGAAUGUUUCGGAGAGCCAUUUAUCGACGUUUAUAAUUUUAAUUAUCCUUCUUUUCGUUAUAUAUUUCCUUUUUUAAUAAAUUUCAUUUGUCGAACGAGAAAUUCAGGGAUUUGUAAAAAGAUCUUUGAAAAUUUGUGCACAAUUGAGAAAAACACGUUUCUUGCCUUACGACGAAAGACACAUACGACACCGAACGAUUGCUUGAUCAUCAUAGAAGAGAAACAGUAUAGUCGAAGGAAAAAAUAAAUAACAAAAGCGAAAUAAUAUUUUUCACGAAGACGAAGAAUAAAAAUUACGAGUACGUAAAUAGGAGAAAGAAUGAAAAGGAGAGAUAACAGAAAAAAAGAAAGAAACUAAUAGAAAAUGUGUUCGCACGGAGGUCGAUAAAUAUUUGUAUCGAUAGAGAGAAAAUAGUAGGAGAAAGAAAUGAACAGCUUACGUACGCUUAAAUUAAUUGUAAUUCGAUAUUUGAAUUUGGCGCCAAAGUUCCUGGCUGGGAGUAGGUGGCCGCGUGGUGGGGGUAGAUGAGUGGGCGGAACAAAUGCGAGACUAACUAAAAAACACUAGUGUUAUUAUCGUAAUUGUAACUGAUUAAAUGGUAACGAUCAUAAUCUUAUCGAUAAACACUAAAUGAUAAUAAGAAGACGUUGAUGAAAGGCGGAAAGAAAAUGAGGGAAACACAAUGGGAGUCAAGGUUGUGCAAUCAUCGUUAAUGAUUGUUUACAAAUAAUACACCCAACAAAAAAAAAAAGAACAAAUAAAUCGUUUCGUAAAAUCAUUCGUAGAUUCGACGAACCAACGCCGUUUCUUUCUUACUUUUACCUUUUCAUUCUUUUAUCGUGAAGGAAACAAACGAGACAGAAAGGGAUGAAAGAAAGAGAAAACGUAAGCAAGGAAGAAUGAGUGUGAGAGAGGGAGAGAAAGAAACAAGGAAGGGGGAUUUUUUUGGGGACGAGUAAGGAAACGUUGCGAGAGGAGAAUGCUCUCUCAUUAUACAUAUAUAAAUAUAUAUAAUUAUUAUGUAAUAAUUGUCCAUACAUCUUGAAAUGUCGAAAUAAACGAACAAAUAAAGA